AUGAGUUCGGAUGAAAGGUCAUGCACGAACCAUCUGCAGCCUCUGUUGGCGGACAUAGUCGCCUACACGCUUAGAGCAGAGAACCAAGGAGGGUGCGAUGGAUCAUAUCUGAGGCUAGUGAAUCACCAAUUCAACGACGAGGUUCUCCGUAUCUGGUUCAUCACUCAGCAAGCGGAUCCCCCUCGACGCAACGAGAAAAUCUUUCAGUACGAUUGUCUGCUCGCACGAAGACACUUACAAGGCUUCCUACUCCGUCAUGUCUCGGAGAGUCUUAAAUGUUCUAACAUAUCAGUUUCUUUGACCGAAGCGAUUACUCGACUGAGAUCCAUCGUUCCAAGCGAAAGAUUACCUCUGAACUCGAUUGACGAUGUCCUGGGAGAUGGAUGGCAAUGUUUCCUCUGCGCCGCAUUCGCAAGCCUGUAUCACAUCCCUAUACUGAUGGCAAAUGCUCGCAAACAACCUCUGACUUCGAAAAUUAUUGACCAGGGACAGGAGGCCUGGUUCUUGACAGCGGCGUGCAAGCUUGGCGACCUUGAUCUAAUCCGAAGCUCUUUCGCAGAGUUUGAUUUAGGACCAUUGACAGCUGAAGCUAAACGUUCAUUUCUGCUCUCAUGCUUGUGCGCAGCGAUUCGCGAAGAUUGGCAGCAAGCUUUCAAUUCCCUGCUCGAUCUUGAGCUUGAUCUCGACCUGAACGCAGACGAUCCCAUCUGCCGUCGCCCUCCUAUUCGAAUUGCAACAGAGAAAGGACGUGUUGCUUACCUCAAGACGCUUUUCCACCCGAGAAAUCGCCUUUGGACAAAUGGUUUGUCCUAUGAACGCGCGAUCGCUUCUGCGGCAAACUACCCUGACCAAUCAGUACGAAGGGAAUUGGUUGAUCUCUUUAUCGAAAAGAGAGAAGGGCUUCUAUCCCGUGAGAUGAGAAAAGAAGUGCUAUGGGGCGCUUGCCGAUGGAAUGAUCACAACUUGAUAACGCUUGUCCUAGAACGUGGCGAUGUGGACCUCUUCGCUUCGCAGUCCUUCCUUACGGGUCGGCAGUUUCAUCGAUGCGCCUUAACCAUUGCAGCAGAGCACAACAGCAUCGCUUGUGUAGAGUUGAUCUUCAGAACUUGCCGGCCCAGCGACCUUGAAAAGCCUGAAGCAACACAUAGUAUCGAGUCAGCCUUUCGAAUUGCAGCGAAGAAUCGCUACCUUCAUAUGUUGAGACUGAUUCUGCCAUACGAAACCCGUCUAUCGUUCUCCGAGCAGUUUCUGUGGGCGGCGAGAGUCGACGGUGGCAUAGCUGCAAUGGAGGCAUUCUGUGGACCAGAUUGUAUACAACGCAACGGAGAUGUGCCAGCUGCGGAUACCGCCUGGAGAGGUAAAAUACCUUCUGUCGGAGGCGAGGCUCUUCGCCUGGCUGUACUGUCUCUCAGCCCGAGCAAUGUUGAGCUCCUGAUGAAGAGGGGAGUGAGGCCCACCGGCAAACUGUCCGCUGGAUCAGCAAAGACAGACAAAGAAUUUGUUGCGCUGCAGGCAAUUGAGGAGUUGUUAGAACGCCGAGGCUACACGUUAUCGCCUCAUUCAUCAAUCGGAUCCUCUGGACGGUGA
Rhinocladiella mackenziei CBS 650.93 is the source of this 1587-nucleotide messenger RNA. RefSeq lists its product as uncharacterized. The record is from RefSeq and is a predicted model, not a curated record. Lineage: Eukaryota; Fungi; Ascomycota; Eurotiomycetes; Chaetothyriales; Herpotrichiellaceae. The transcript has 2 exons. The coding region runs from base 1 to 1587 and encodes 528 amino acids.